CGCACUGGUUGGGGGCGGGGCCGGCACAUCCACAUCCGGGAGUCUGGUUGCCUGUGGCUGUUUUGUUUUCUUGCAGAACUGGAGUUAAAGUGAGACAACCAAAAGCUCCGCGACUCCGGGCUCCGGACUUGAGCUGACCUGAGAAGAUGUCUGGAUUUCUAGAAGGCGGGCGGUGCUCGGAAUGCAUGGACUGGGGAGAGAAGCGAAACACUAUCGCCUCCAUCGCAGCAGGCGCUCUAUUUUUCACAGGAUGGUGGAUCAUCAUCGAUGCAGCUGUCAUGUACCCCACCAUGAGUGACUUCAACCACUCAUACCAUGCCUGCGGCGUCAUAGCAACCAUAGCCUUCCUCAUGAUCAACGCAGUAUCGAAUGGACAAGUGCGAGGUGACAGCUACAGUGAAGGCUGCCUGGGCCAGACAGGUGCUCGCAUCUGGCUCCUCAUCGGCUUCAUGCUGGCUUUCGGAUCCCUGAUAGCGUCCAUGUGGAUUCUCUUUGGAGGUUAUGUUGCCAAGGAAAAGCCCAUAGUAUAUCCUGGAAUUGCUGUGUUUUUCCAGAAUGCCUUCAUCUUUUUUGGAGGGCUGGUGUUUAAGUUCGGUCGCACGGAGGACUUAUGGCAGUGAAGAUGCCUGCCUCUGCAGCACAGCCACCUGCAUGGGAUUUUUUUCCCUCACUGCUCACUCAGUCUUUUGUAAUACUGUUUUCUAAACUGAUUUCUGAGGAUAAUGUCAGCUUGAAAUUGUAUAAUG
Molecule: messenger RNA, 746 nt
Organism: Acomys russatus (golden spiny mouse)
Lineage: Eukaryota; Metazoa; Chordata; Mammalia; Rodentia; Muridae
Gene: Tmem50a
Product: transmembrane protein 50A
Exons: 7
Coding region: 147-620 (157 amino acids)
Biological process (GO): late endosome to vacuole transport via multivesicular body sorting pathway; protein targeting to vacuole
Source: RefSeq, a predicted model, not a curated record